Messenger RNA from Daphnia magna, 1546 nucleotides. RefSeq lists its product as uncharacterized. The record is from RefSeq and is a predicted model, not a curated record. The transcript is spliced from 5 exons. Lineage: Eukaryota; Metazoa; Arthropoda; Branchiopoda; Diplostraca; Daphniidae. Bases 47 to 964 code for a protein of 305 amino acids. Gene Ontology annotation, cellular component: nucleus. Gene Ontology annotation, molecular function: DNA binding.
UUUUUUUCGUGCAUUUUUCUUUUUCAGAAAUAAGUGUUACACGAGGAUGAGGAACUAUGUACGAAAAACUGACAGGGGAAAAACGCCUAGUGAGGUUAUCGAAAGAGCAAUUGAUGUUGUUCUUACAGAAGGAAGAGGAAUAACUGAGGUUGGAGAAAUGUUUCAGAUUCCCAGAACAAGUCUUGCUAGAUACGUAGACAAGAAUAAGAAUGUGCUACCCUGUAAACAAAAAUAUGGUUAUUCAAAGAUUCGUCAGGUUUUCACAGAUGAGGAGGAGGCUAUACUAGUGAAAUAUUUGCAUCGAGCAGCAGAUAUUUAUUUUGGAUUGUCACCACUGGACGUUAGGAAACUAGCAUUUCAAUUGGCCACCAAAAUGAACAUCAAAAUUCCCUUGUCGUGGACUACAAAAUGCUUAGCUGGCCCUGACUGGUUUAGCUCAUUUCUUAAGAGACAUAAUACUUUGUCAAUUAGGAAACCCAAGGCUACCUCCUUGGCAAGAACAUCAUCUUUCAACAAACACAACUGCGACGCCUUUUUUGACAAUUACGAGAGAUUGUUGACAAGAGAAAACAUAUCACUUGAUUGUGUAUGGAAUAUGGACGAGACUGGUGUUACAACUGUCAUGCCACCUGAAAAGAUCGUUGGUCGACGUGGCCAAAAGCAAAUAGGGGCAAUCGUUUCGGCAGAGAGAGGGACUUUAGUUACCGUUGUUUGUGCAAUUUCGGCUUUAGGAAACACAAUUCCCCCUUUUUUUGUUUUUCCAAGAGUGAACUUCAAAAGCCACUUUCUUAAUGGAGGUCCUAUAGGAUGUGCAGGUACUGCAAACAAAUCUGGAUGGAUGUUAAAAGAUGUAAGGCCAACUUGCCCCGACUUCACGGGCAACUUGCCCCACUUACGGGGUAAGUUGCCAGCUGAAAGUGUCCGAAUAAAACUGUUUUUAGGGCAGAAAGCUUUUCUAAAUUAGCAUUUUUUUUGACGCUACAAUUUAGAUAAGAUAACAAAGCAUCAGCUAGGCCAUAAAUGUUAUCAUUACAGGAAAAAUUACAAGUGGUAAGACAGGGUGUGUAAAAACCAGGCCAACUAGCCCCGGUCUCCCCUAAUUGGCUUAUUAUUAUUAUUAUUGCUUUUCAUUGUCUUGUUAAUAUAGGAGGAUUAAAAUGCCAUUCAUCCGAAUUGGCAACCAAUUGACAAAUCGAUAAAUUAACAAAUUGGCAACGUUUAUUACCCUGCUGUUUGUUUUCCAGCAAGAUGGUUUUUCAACGUCAGUAUCAGCAACGUUUGCUUUUUUGUGUGUCAUCAUUCUUGCACUCGAUUGUGUUAAAAUAUGAAAUGGCAGACCAAAAAUCUAACAAUUCUAAAAAUUGGCUUUUAUCAUGCAUAUUUUCCUUUCAUUAAACGAUGAUACAUUUGGCAUUUCGACAGGGUAAUCAUUCUUUAAACAGAAGUUGCAACUUAAAUGAGCCAUUAAUGAUUCUACCCAAAUCUUCCUUAGAUUUAAAAAACACUGGAUCCGUAAGGCAAGUAAUUGUCUAUGAAAUAAAGAGUU